This is a messenger RNA of Mugil cephalus (flathead mullet), 1013 nucleotides long. RefSeq names its product ints3 and nabp interacting protein. The record is from RefSeq and is a predicted model, not a curated record. Lineage: Eukaryota; Metazoa; Chordata; Actinopteri; Mugiliformes; Mugilidae. The coding region runs from base 287 to 595 and encodes 102 amino acids. Gene Ontology annotation, cellular component: nucleoplasm; SOSS complex; nucleus. Gene Ontology annotation, biological process: DNA repair. The transcript is spliced from 4 exons.
CUCAUUAUUUUUACCCUAUCUGAGAUACCAGGACGGAGCACGGUUUUAUCGAAAUGUGACGAAUCAUCUUCACUUUUAACUUUCUGCUGUUGUCGUAGAGCUGGGCAUGAUCCAGUGCCGUGUACUUGAUACUGGUCCACUUUAACUUAGAGUUACCACCGAGUACGACUCCUAUCUUUGUCUGUUAUCGAGCCGCGGUUCGACAUUAGCUCAGGGGAAAUCAACUAUUUAAAUCAUUCAUAUUUCUGGUUUGUCAUUCGAGCAGCCUCUUGCUGCCUUCACUGACAUGGCUACUAAUCCUCCGGGACAAGCCUUCCCAAACAAGGCCCGGGUGGCUAUCCUGGCUGAACUGGAGAAGGAGAGGAGGCGGCUGCUACAGAGUCAAUCCAUGAACACUCCUGGAGCCAGCAUUCCACUGUCCAGACCAAGUCUGAAGGAGUUCAGGGACAACGCAGAACAGCAGCACAUCGCUGCUCAGCAGAAAGCUGCCUUACAGCAUGCACACACACAUUCAUCAGGUUUCUUCAUCACCCAGGACUCCUCGUUCGGGAAUCUAAUCCUCCCUGUCCUUCCUCGCCUGGAGCCCGAGUCAUGACAUUUUAUCCCAGAUCUGGCCUGCUGCUGCCCCUGGUGUAAGACAAAUCUUUGGGACAACAUCAGUCCACACCAGACAACCAGUUUAUCCUUUUGGGCCAGACAUCAAUGGAUAGCUGUACUGCUCUCAGUGGAAUAUGAAUCUGUCGUUUUUACAUUUUCCAGACCAUCAAGCUGGCUGCUGAUUUAAGGCAAGCUUUCCAAAGAGUCGGAAGAAGGUUCCAGAUGGCUAUGUAACAUCCUGCUAAGUUUACCAGGGACUCAUAACAAACUUCAGAAAUGCAAUAAAGACUAUCCUGACCUGCUACCUGUCAUGGCGAUCAUACAGCUUUCCAAAAAAUGCAAAAUGCAUCAGAUUGUUAUGAGCUCCAAUUGUUUUGUACUCAUAAUAUUAAUAAUAAAAAAAAAUUAAAAAAUAA